GUUCACAACCAGUAUCCAGCUGAGUUUGAAUUCAAUCUCUAUUACUUAAAGUUCUUGGCCUUCCACUAUGUAUCUAAUCGUUUUAAGACAUUUCUCCUGGAUUCUGACUAUGAAAGAUUAGAGCAUGGAACUUUAUUUGAUGAUAAAGGAGACAAGCAUGCCAAGAAAGGAAUUUGUAUUUGGGAGUGUAUUGAUAGAAUGCACAAGAAGAGUCCCAUUUUUUUUAACUAUUUAUAUUCACCAGUGGAAAUAGAGGCCCUGAAGCCCAAUGUAAACAUCUCCAGCCUCAAGAAGUGGGACUACUACACAGAGGAGACCCUGUCCACAGGGCCUUCAUAUGAUUGGAUGAUGCUGACUCCCAAGCACUUCCCCUCUGAAGAGUCUGAUCUGGCUGGAGGAGCGGGGCCCCAGAGCCAAAGGAGAACAGUGUGGCCAUGCUAUGAUGAUGUCAGCAUCAUUCAGCCCGAUGCUCUCACCAGACUUUUUAGUGAAAUUGAAAAAUUGGAGCAUAAAUUGAACCAAACCCCUGAGAAAUGGCAGCAGCUGUGGGAAAAAGUAACCAUGGACCUUAAAGAAGAUGCAAGAAUAGACGGGCCCCAACGAUACCCAUCAGGGUCCCCAGGAAUUGUGUCUACGAACCUACCUUCCUAUCAGAAGAGACCUGUGUUGCACCUCCCGGACAGUAGCAUGGGCGAAGAGCAUAAUGCCAGCAUCUCCCCAUCCAAUGGGGUGGAGCGAAGGGCAGCCACCCUCUAUAGCCAGUACACCUCCAAGAACGAUGAGAACAGGUCCUUUGAGGGAACACUUUACAAAAGAGGGGCUUUGUUGAAAGGUUGGAAACCACGUUGGUUCGUUUUGGAUGUAACAAAACAUCAGCUGCGAUACUACGACUCAGGUGAAGACACGAGUUGUAAAGGCCACAUUGACCUGGCAGAAGUAGAAAUGGUCAUCCCUGCUGGCCCCAGCAUGGGAGCCCCAAAGCACACGAGUGACAAGGCCUUCUUUGAUCUCAAGACCAGCAAGCGUGUGUAUAAUUUCUGUGCCCAGGAUGGACAGAGUGCCCAGCAAUGGAUGGACAGGAUCCAGAGCUGUAUCUCUGAUGCCUGAUACCUUGGU
Messenger RNA from Urocitellus parryii (Arctic ground squirrel), 1116 nucleotides. The record is from RefSeq and is a predicted model, not a curated record. NCBI's taxonomy places the organism in Eukaryota, Metazoa, Chordata, Mammalia, Rodentia, Sciuridae.